GGCUGGUCCACCAUAACUCACCAAAAUUACAAUUCUGAAUUAAUUAUUGGUACAUUUAGCAGUUUGGUUCGGUACGAGGCUUCAAAUCACGAAACUGUAAAAUGUUCUGGUCCAAACCCAGUGGACCGGAACCAGCAGAACCAACCAGAGAUGAAACUCUUUCUGCUCUCCCUCCAGACGCUGAGGUUCUGGUUCUGGUUCUGGUGCAGCUCCAUCUGUGUUGUCCCACAGUUUCUCCUUCCACUCAACUUUUCCGCUGCAGCGCUUCCUACCAGAACUUCUUCUGGGUUCUGACGAGCCGCCAGUGGAUCAUCAAAAAGAUUAUCAAACAUUAUUCCGGCUCCCUCCUCUCCUCUCUUCCCUCUCGGCUCUCCGGGGGUUUUUUCCGCUCCGGUACCGGUUCGGCGGCCCGCGGAGGUUCUGCAGCGCUUCGUCCUGCUGACGUCAGCGCACCGGGGAUCUGCUGAGGCGUUCAGGUUAAUCGGAUUAUGCGGCUCCCCCCUCCGGCCCCUCCCUGUCCGUGACGGCUGCCAUGGAAACCCCGUUCUACCACGACGACGCGCCGGCGGCGCCCAUCUUCAGCCACGUGGCCGAGUACGAGCGCUACGCGGGCGGGAAGACGCUGAUGAGCAAGAAGGCGGCGCCCCACCACUUCCUGGGCGGGGCCAGCGCCGCGGCAGGAAGGAGCGGUAACCACGGCAACCUGGGCCUCCCCGGCAGCAGCGCCCUGAUGGCGCCCGGCUCCUCGUCAGCGGCGGCGGCGGCGGCGGCGGACAUGAACCUGCUGAAGCUGGCGACCCCGGACCUGGAGCACCUGAUCAUCCAGUCCAAUCAGGGCCUGGUGUCCACAAGCCCCGCCUCCAGCGCCGCCAACCCCUUCCUGUACCGCAGCCAGGCCACCAACGAGCAGGAGGGCUUCGCCGACGGCUUCGUCAAGGCGCUGGCCGACCUGCACAAGCAGAACCAGCUGGUGGGCGGGGGACACGUGUCCCCGCCCGCGUCCUACCAGAGGAACCUGCUGUCCGGCGGGGACGCGCCCGUCUACACCAACCUGAGCAGCUACGCCCCGGGGCAGAUGCCCUACGCCGGCGGGCAGAUGGGGUACGGCCGCGGCCCGGACGCCCCUCAGACCGUCCCCGAGGUCCCCCACCCGCCCGGCGACCCCGCGUCGUCCCCGCCGUCCCUGUCCCCCAUCGACCUGGAGACGCAGGAGCGAAUCAAAGCCGAGCGCAAGAAGCUGCGCAACCGCAUCGCCGCGUCCAAGUGCCGCAAGCGGAAGCUGGAGCGGAUCUCCCGCCUGGAGGAGAAGGUGAAGGUCCUGAAGAACCAGAACUCGGACCUGGCGUCCACCGCCGCCAUGCUGCGCCAGCAGGUGGCGCAGCUCAAGCAGAAGGUCAUGAGCCACGUCACCAACGGCUGCCAGAUCGCCGUGGCGACCGGAGCCGCCGCCGCCGCCGCCGCCGCCAAGUCUGGAACCGGCAGCGAGGACUCCAGCCGCUGAGCGCGGACGGCGCCUGCGCAGGCGAGGAGCCGUCGGCCAAUCGGACCGCAGCGGAGGCGGAGCCAGUCGAAACGUUUCCGGUUUGGGCUGUUUGGUUUUCCUGCCCGGAGAUUUUUAUUUCAACAUUUUAAGGAUUAAAACUGAAAAUAAAAACUCUGCAGAUUUGAGGAGAAUUUUCCAAAAAAUGGAAACAAAAAAAAAAAAACUUUGUAAAAAUGUUUUAAUUUAACUUUGAACUGAACAUUUUUCAUCCAAAUCCGUCAGAAACUGUAAUUUUUCUCUUGUUGCUGAUAUUUUAAAUCUCCAGUUUUUCCACAAAAAAAGCGUUUAAAACAAACAUUUCUGCUUUUCGCCACCAGCUUCUGGCUUGGAGUCGGUUAAAAUGGCCGACUCAUCAUAAAAUCAACAAUUUGAUCAGGUGUUUUAUGUAACGUUUUGGUGGAAAACAUGUUUUUCUGCAGCAUGAAAACAUUCAUGGAUGUAAAUUUGUUGGUGUUUUGUUGCUGAGCAGCUAAAAGUUUUUUUAUUCUGAGCUGAACUAUAAUCUGUUCCUCCAGUUUUUAUGGAAAUUAACGCGAAUUUAACAGAUCCUGGAACGAAAAUUAUGACUUUACUGCAAAUUUCCCAUUGUGAUGCUACCUCCCACCUGCAGGUGGCAGCAGCUCUUUAUUCUUCUUGAUGUUCAGUUUGUGGCGGACGUCACUAAAUUCUGCUAAACAAAAACUAACAAGAACAGUCAUAAAAUCCUGGAGGGAUAUGUCAUGAUGCUCUGAAAUAAAAGUACUUUCAUACAAAAAAUAAUUAGUUUUUCAUACUGAGCUUUAACUGUAUUUAUUCCACUAAACUUUUUUACGGCUUAGCAUUAGCAUUAGCAUCUUAGCAUCCUUUAGUUAUAUCGACUCUGUGGCUGAAAAUCUGAUUAUCUAGCUGAAAUAUUUGUAAUAUAUAAACCUGCUUAAUGCAGCAGCUAACCUAGCAGCUGAUACAGAAGCUAGCAUGGCAACAACUACAGCUACUAGCCUGUAGCUAUUGGGCUGCAGCUGAUGUGACGUUAGCUACAAGCUAGCUAGCAUAUUUUACAUUUUCCUUGAACCGACUGUUUACACUGCUUUUAUUUUAAAAUGUAUUUAAAAUUAAGAAGAACUUGUUCGGGGGCAGGACGGUUUUCAGAACGUUAGCGUUCGCAUGCUAGCAGUUGAAGAAUUGUUAUUGGUUUACAUUGUAAAAAUGAAAAAGACCAAAAAUUUGUUUCAAACUUAAAUAGUGAUUUUAGAAAAAACAUAAAAGAUAUUAAUCAGUCAUGAAAAUAACUGAAUGACUGACGAGUUAUGUAAAAGUUGGAUGGAGUUUCUGGUUGCAGUUAGCUAACAAAGAGCACAAAGUUUUUCCAAAUUUGGCAAAACAACCAACUGUUAGCUUAGCAUCAAAGAAUCGAUGAAGCUUCUGGUUUGACAGAAACGUCUAAAAGUCACUUUUCAAACAUUAAGUAGUGAGAUAAAAACAGAAUCAACAUAAAUAACGUCAUACAUGCUAGCUUACGUGCAGCUACAGCUGCACAUAAGCAGCUGUAGCUGUAGCUGCCUGUAGCUAUCGGGCAGCAGCUGAUGUGACGUUAGCUACAAGCUAGCUAGCAUAUUUGUUUCACAUUUUCCUUGAACCGACUGUUUACACUGCUUUUAUUUUAAAAUGUAUUUAAAAUUAAGAAGAACUUGCUAGCUAGCUUACGUGUAGCUACAGCAGCUAGCACGAGGCUAACUACAGGCAGGAUUAACCACAAUAAAUGUAGUUUUAGUCUUUGUUGGCUCCCAUAAAUGUUUACAUAUUAAAUAUGUUUGUUUUAUGUUUAAUGUGGCAGAUUUUUGGUUGAAACUUUUCCUGAUGGAGGAAAAACGCAGCGCAGCUCGUUAGCAUCAGCAUUUAAACCAAUCAGGAAGCAGAAGACUCACGACUGAAAUCAUUUCAGUGAAUUUUUUUUAUUUUUUACUUUAUGUAAAUAAAACUGUUUUGAGCUGAA
This is a messenger RNA of Poecilia reticulata (guppy), 3515 nucleotides long. It is a transcript of the gene june, whose product is annotated as JunE proto-oncogene, AP-1 transcription factor subunit. The record is from RefSeq and is a predicted model, not a curated record. Gene Ontology annotation, cellular component: transcription regulator complex. Gene Ontology annotation, biological process: regulation of cell population proliferation; regulation of cell cycle; regulation of transcription by RNA polymerase II. Gene Ontology annotation, molecular function: DNA-binding transcription factor activity, RNA polymerase II-specific; RNA polymerase II cis-regulatory region sequence-specific DNA binding; transcription factor binding. NCBI's taxonomy places the organism in Eukaryota, Metazoa, Chordata, Actinopteri, Cyprinodontiformes, Poeciliidae.